This is a messenger RNA of Antechinus flavipes (yellow-footed antechinus), 4257 nucleotides long. RefSeq names its product E3 ubiquitin-protein ligase RNF166-like. Lineage: Eukaryota; Metazoa; Chordata; Mammalia; Dasyuromorphia; Dasyuridae. The record is from RefSeq and is a predicted model, not a curated record. Gene Ontology annotation, biological process: ubiquitin-dependent protein catabolic process; protein polyubiquitination. The transcript has 3 exons. The coding region runs from base 1961 to 2875 and encodes 304 amino acids. Gene Ontology annotation, molecular function: ubiquitin protein ligase activity.
UUAGGGGAAUAGGUUACAGAUAAAAUGAAGGGCCAUAAUAGAGACCGGGAAUAAUAAUCCUGCAACUAGGAAGAACACAGGAAAGAAAGGAAAGUUCCUCACUGGAACUCACAAUUACCCAAUAGAAAGGGAGCAUUCCAUGAGGUUGGGGCACACGCCAGCUGGUAGGCCAAAUCCUAAAAGGGACCUAGCACCCUAAAAGAUUUUGGGUUAGCUGUGGGGAGAAGUGGGGUUGGAGAGCGUAGUGGAGUUAGGGGAGAUACCACAUGGCUUGGGGGAAGAGGAAAGAUAGUCCUGGCAGACUGACCCAAAGGAAGGCAGAGCCAGGGGAUGGCCCCAAAGUAGAUUUUCUAGGGAAAAUUUAACUCCAGGGGCAUGACAGGGAUUUAUUUCUACAUAGGGUGGGUUUCUGGGUUUGACAUAACUUGGAUUUCAGACUGGAAUGGACCAUGUAGCUGAACUGAGCUGUACCAGAGUCUUGGCCUUUGUCCCUCAGGGAUCAGUUCUUUCUCAAUUCCUUUGCUAAUUAUACCUAACAUUUCAUCAGAAUGAGAUUUAAUUCCUUGUUUGGGAAGUCUGGGACUGAGAAGUUACAUAGUUGGGAGGGUUUGGUUGAGCAGCCAGAGGGACAGUGGUUAUUUCUGACCCUGAUUCCCCUCUGAAGAGGAGGCAGGAGUGUCCACGUUUGGCCUGUGACAUUUAUGUUCAUUAUUUUUUAUUUUUAUUUUUUUGCUGAGGCAAUUGGGGUUAAGUGACUUGCCUAGGACAGCUAAGCAGUGUUAAGUGUCUGAGGUUAGAUUUGGACUCAGGUCCUCCUGACUUCAGGGCUGGUGCUCUAACCACUGUGCCACCUAGUUGCCCCUUCUGCUGGGCCAUUUGUAAAGCAAGGCUUGAGCAAGGCAGCUGCUGGACAUUCCCUGCCAUGAAGGGAACAACUGAUCAUAGCCAGAGCUCCUCUCUCCACCCGGGGGGAGUUGCUGCCAGCUACCAGGCUGCGGGACUGACACCCCCGUGACACCUCACCUUGCCAGUCAUAAUCAACAGGGGUUUUCAAACUCUUGGCUUUGAGAUUUUUCCUAUCUCUUAUCUAUUUAUUUUUGGGUUUUGCUGAGGCAGUUGGGGUUGAGUGACCUGCCUAGGGUCCCGCAACUAGGAUGUGUUAAGUAUCUGAGGCUGGAUUCGAACUCAGGCCCUCCUGACUCCAGGGCUGCCUAUCUUAUUGAUGACAAUGUUUACAUUUUUUACCCUCGGGAUUCCUUUACCCGUAUCCCCAAACCUUGUUGCCUCAUUUUUGCCACUCUGUUUGAGGAAAUGAUCUCAUUUCUAUGAUUGGCCCUUGUCACUUUACCUACUCAGUCUACCUUCCCCCAACACCUGGGAAGUGCAUCAGCUCCCUCCUCCCCACGAGUCUCUGGAGGGGCGGAUCCGACUGCCUCCAAGGAAAGGAGGCGGAGGAAGAAGAAUACGCAUGGGACGCAAGGAGGAGGAGACUCCGGUUCAUUUACGGCUAGAUCCUGUUCCGGAGUCUACUACCUCCCAGCAGUUUCGGUCAGCACCGGGGAUCGGGGGCGGUCCUUCCAGGGGCCGAGGCCCCGCCUUCCGUGACGGCUCUCGGUUCCUCCCCUUGGCGUCUGGCCCAGCCCGGCCACUGCUCCAGGUCAGCGCCCCCCUCCAGAUACAACUUCCGGGCUCUUCGCUGAGGUCACCGGGUUCUAGUUCCGGGGCUUCCUGACAUUCGCAGGGACCAGGGCUGCAUCCAUCCAGGCCUUCUCCUCCUCGUCUUCGUUCCACUCCGGGCAGAGUAGGGGGAAGCCAUCCCCUGGGGUUGAGGCCUAAAGGGCUGUCGUCUCCCACCCCUCAUCGCUUGACGUCACAGGGCCCUGCCCCCGACCCCUCCUCCGUCGUCACCACCUGCUGUCCCAUUACGGACAGAAGGAGGGAAGAAAAAAAAGCACAACUGAUGGAUGCAUUUGGAAAACGUGUUCCAUGUGCAACGCCUGGGAACCUCUCACCUCCAGAAAGGGGCCAGAGACCUGGACUAGGACCGAGACGGAGCCCGAGUACAAGCCCUGGACUGGGAGCAAGUGGAGCCAGUGUGCCUGGGCCAGCAGGCCCAGCAAUGGCAAUGUUCCGGAGUCUGGUGUCCUCGACACAGCAGCGGCAGCAACCACCAACAGCCGGGCCCCCUGCCAGUGCCCCACAGCCCCCGGCUGAGCCCAGUGCCAGCAGUGAGAGUGACCUGGAGACCCAAUACAGCUGCCCCAUCUGCCUGGAGGUCUACCACCGACCCGUGGCCAUUGGCAACUGUGGACACGUAUUCUGUGGAGAGUGUUUGCAACCGUGUCUUCAGGUGCCAUCUCCACUUUGCCCACUCUGCCGAGUGCCUUUCGAUUCUAAGAAAGUGGACAGAGCUUCUAGUAUGGAAAAGCAGCUGUCAUCCUACAAGGCUCCAUGCCGGGGCUGCAGCAAGAAAGUGACUCUUGCAAAGAUGAGGUCACACAUUUCUUCCUGCAUGAAGAUCCAGGAGCAGAUGGCCAGCUGUCCCAAGUUUGUCCCAGUAGUGCCAACGUCUCAACCCAUUCCCAGAAAUAUCCCAAACAGAUCCACCUUUGCUUGUCCAUACUGUGGAGUCCGUAAUCUGGAUCAGCAGGAGCUGGUGAAGCACUGCAUGGAGAAUCACCGUAAUGACCCCAACCGUGUGGUCUGCCCCAUCUGUUCAGCCAUGCCCUGGGGUGACCCCAGCUACAAGAGUGCCAACUUCCUGCAGCACCUCCUCCAUCGCCAUAAAUUCUCCUAUGAUACCUUUGUGGACUACAACAUCGUUGAAGAAGCUGCAUUUCAGGCCGCCCUGGAGCUAUCUCUCUCUGAGAACUGAAGGCAGCCCUGGCUGGGCCCAAACCCUUAUCUGUGGUCAGAAGUCACCUUUUCCAUAGAGAAGGGCAAGAGGCUUGCUCACUCAUCAGCAUUCCCUAAUAGUUAUGCUUCUGUGUCACCUUUAUUUGAAUUGUACCUUUUAAAGUAAAGAAUUCCCUGCACUCGGAGAGCGGGCCAACCCCAAGAGCCAGUUCUCAGAGCCCUUCUGUGAGUGAGAAAAGAUUGAUGAACCUUUUACCAGUUCAAAGAGGACUUUUACCUCUCUUUUGGGUAAAGUUGAUUUGUUUGGUGUUUGGAGACCCAUAUGACAAUCCCUAGAGGGCAGCUGAGUGGAGGGAGAAUGUUUGGCUCUGGAAAAUCAGAGCAUCUUCCCCUUCCCUCCCCCCCCUUCUUCUAAGUAGUAAUUUGGCUUCAUGCUUCUGAAAACAGUUUGGAGAGCCCUGACUCCAUUAUUGUUGAUCCAGACAUGUUAGACUUGAGGGGAGUGGAGAGGUGAGAGAAGCUGAAAGAGAAAUUUAGCUGAAGACCUGAAAGGGAAGAAUGUUUUCCUAAAACCCCCUCCUAACAUCUGGCAUUCAGCAAAGUUUCCACCUUGCUCAUUUGGUACCAGCUUUUGUGAUACUUAGAAAUUCUGGCAUUUUUCUCUGUUAACUAGUAUGAUAACCUUUUCACAUUUUAUAGUGUGAGAAAAAAGUAGUUCUUCAUGUUGCAAUAUCUGUGUUUGACUAAUAACAAUGGUAUUUUUAUGGAACAUUUAAAAAAUAUAUUUAAAAAAAUCAACCAAGUAUAGGAUCAGCAUAGGGGGAGCGAUAGGGAGCCUGAGAAAGUCAGAAUGAAAACUGGAGUUAAAAGAGGGGUUUUCUCACUUGUGCUUGUGCGAUUUUGAGGUGGCUAUGUUCAUUGGAUUAUUUCUAUAUUUUUAAGGUUUUCAUUGUGUCUACCUUUUCCUAAUAAAAAGAGACUCUUGCUCCCUUGUGCAAGCAGUGAUGCUGCUAGUGUGUCAGAGGUACUAGUUCCCAAAUGAAUUUUUACAUAAUAGAAACAGAAUUGCUCCCAGGCUUAGGAGAAGAUUAGACCAGAAGGGAGGAUGGAAAAGAGGUGGCUCCCUACUCUUUUUUACUUCUUCUGGAAAGAGAUGACUGGAACUCACUCCUCAGGCAGAGGCUUCUAAACAGCUUCACUGAAUGAUGGGGCCUGUAACAACCCCAAAACCAGGUGAGGAGAGUGGUUUGGAGCCAUGGACCAUCUUUUCAGCUAAUACCUGAGCUCAGCUUUGGGGUUUGGGAAGAAGUUCAUAAGCUUUCUGGUUUGUGUAAUGAUAUAAAUUAUUGUUGUCUUUAAAAAAAAUAAAAUAAAAUAAGCUUCAGUGCAUCUAAAAUAUAA